Molecule: messenger RNA, 1826 nt
Organism: Patiria miniata (bat star)
Lineage: Eukaryota; Metazoa; Echinodermata; Asteroidea; Valvatida; Asterinidae
Gene: ccdc47
Product: coiled-coil domain-containing protein 47-like
Exons: 14
Coding region: 113-1552 (479 amino acids)
Biological process (GO): endoplasmic reticulum calcium ion homeostasis
Cellular component (GO): endoplasmic reticulum
Molecular function (GO): calcium ion binding
Source: RefSeq, a predicted model, not a curated record
UCUGUACUGGUCGUGUACAAUUUUAAGCACAGAACCCGUCUAAUUCAUGCGCUAACGCUGCACUGCAGGGUACGCACUGCAGCGUUUUGGGUUAAUUUGCAGAACAGACACCAUGUCACGCAGUUCCCUUCUCCUGCUGGCCCUGUGCGGUCUACUGCUAGCACCGCUGGUACUCGGCGCUGCCGGUAACCACCGCGGGGCGGAUAUCGAGGACAAUGAGUUUGCCGAGUUUGAGGACCUGGGCGACGAAGAAGAAGAUGAUGGGACCGUGGAGACGGAAGGAGACGGGGACGACUUUGACGAUGUGGUUGAGGCGGAGGGGCCGUUUGAAGGAGACUUUGAUGAGGAGGAAGAUGGUGUAGUGGAGGAUGAAGAUGAAUUUGAACACUUCCAUGACACAGAGGAGUUUGAAAACUUUGAAAAGGAGAAGCCGUUCAAGGGCAAGGGGUCAUCAGACACGCCAGACCUGGAAAUAGCUAAGCUGCCAAUGCACUUGCGCAAUAACUGGGACAGUUACUACAUGGAGAUUCUGAUGAUUGUGGGCAUCCUGGCCUACGUUCUGAACUAUGUCACUGGCAAGAGCAAGAACCAGAAGCUCUCAACUGCAUGGUUGAAUUCGCAUUUGGAGCUGCUGGAGUCAAAUUUUGCAUUAGUCGGUGAUGACGGUAGUCAGAAGGACCCCCCAGUGACGGGUCAGCUACUCAAGGAGAGCGAGAGCCGAUACUGCCUCUGGUGUUCAGGCAGGAGCUGCUGUGAAGGCAUGCUGGUGGAACUCAAGCUCCUGAAAAGGCAGGAUCUUGUGAGUGUGGUGGCCAAGCUGAUGAAGCCAGGAUCCGACGAAAUAUUAAUAACUGUAACAAUGAACAGUGAGGACAUGGACAGCUUCAUUCUGUUCGCUGGCAGGAAGAAAAUUGCCUCCAAGAUGCAGAAAGACAUGCAAGAUUUGAGUCAGUAUUGCCAAGACAAACGUAGCGGUGAGAAGUACGGCCUGCCAUCGUCCAGCGUGGUGUUUGCCGAGUCUGCUGAGGUCAUCCAGGGAGUCGUUGAUGGAAAGAUCAGCAGCUGUUUGGGCCAGUAUGAGGACAUGUUUGAGUACCUCCACUUCUCAGACCAAUUUUCUGGUCUCAAGCCAAACGCAGAUGAUGAGCAACCAAGCAAGAUGCCAGACACCAAGAAAGUACUCAUCUUCUGCUUCAAAGUACCUGGAGGUGCCCGUUGCACUAAGGUGGAUAUGGAGUCCAUGCUGCCCAUGAUGAAGAUGGUCUUGUACUGCAUUGAGAAGGUCAAGAGAUACAAGCUCAGCCGCGAGGCCAAGCUGAAGGCAGACAAGGCCCGUGCUAAAGUGUCCGAGUCCUUCGUCAAGCUGGCCCAUGCCCAGCGCCAGGAGGCGGCCCAGCAACGCCGGGAGGAGAAACGACGGGUCGAGAAAGACCGCUUGCUGAACGAGGAAGACCCAGAGAAAGCACGCAAGCUGGAGGAGAAGCAGUACCGCAAGGACAUGCGCAAGCGCCUGAACCCCGGCAUGAAGCAGAUGAAGGUCCGCGUCACAUAAGAUGCAACGGCGCCCUCUAGCAAUCACCAUGAUCCAUUAUCAUAAACAGCUCCCUCUGUCAACCAAAACUGUCGCCAACCCGUGUCAUCAAUAGUGCCCUCAAUUGACAACAUAUUAUUUUUUUCCUGGUUUUUGGGGGUUUUGGGGUUGUUUUUUUUUUUUUUACAUUUUAAAUACGAUGUGACCAACGUGGCAGUGAUGGUCGCAAAUAUAAAUCUUCAACGCACGACGAACGUGUUUGUUUGAUGUAAGUACAGGAAAUUGUUAAAGGGAA